GGACACCGAAGAUUUUCUAAGUCUACAUGAAAAUGUCUUCAACAGUGUUGUACACACUGUUGAUCAUACAUUUCUUUGUGAGCUAUGGUAUAAAAACAGACAUGAAGAGAGAAUUAUUUUACCAGGGCAGGGAAUUGUUUUGUGCACAACUCCAGUGUACAGAAAACAUAAGAGAAGACACUCAGAUAUCAGCUCUGGUCAACAUGUCAGUCUAUGUGAUCAACGAACCAGGGGACAAGAUAAUGUUGGCGUCUGUUUCAGGAUCAGAUUCAAAGGCUCGAGAUUACAAAGUGCCUGGGGUUUUUGUGGACGGGAAUAUAUCCCACCAUGGCGGGGAACUGCAGUUGUUUUUGUCGAAUGAUUCCACUUGCCAUGAUACAACUUUGAAAUGUGAAAUAUACUUCACUUAUAAGACAGGAGAGAUAGGAUUCGCAGAAGAAGAGACUGCGCCAAUAUGUAAAGAGAACAUGCGGAAAUCAUAUUUAAUGAUGAGUUUAAAAGCAAAAACUGUGAACUAUGUUAAAACGGUGGACACUAUGGCCGCUUUUCUGAAAUCUUUUGAAGAUCCAGAUAAACUUAAGGGAGCUGACAUGUCAAUGUCAUUACAGAUGUCACAUUCAAGUAGCGACGAACAUAUAUAUGACAAUAUCCGCUUUCCUGUCAACAAAGAGAUUGUUGAUCAUCGUAAGCAAAUCGAAUCUUCUACUGGGUUGGACGUCAUCCAAGAAAAAAUAAACAAUGUAACACAAGAUGAUUUUAGAGACCAAAUGAAGUUUAUUAAUGAUCGAUUUAGUGAUUUAGAAGGACAACUAAACAAAACUGUUAGUAAACUAAAUACAACAAAAAGCACAUUAAGUAUUAAACAUGAUACUAAAGGUGACGAAAAUCGUAUCUGGACAAUAGAACAGUGUAAAAGAACAAAUAACUUCAACUUAACAAGUAUACAGCCUGUUCAGCUCAACCAAUCAAAGUUAACAUUAUGUGACACGAAAACGGGCGGUGGCGGAUGGAUUUUAAUACAGCGUCGUGUUGUGGGCGAUGUAAACUUUACCAGAGGAUGGGACGACUACAAACAUGGGUUUGGAUCAGAGGCAGGGGAUUUUUGGCUUGGGAAUGACUGGAUCUCCUGGCUUACUGCGAUAGGCUACACUGAGUUGAGGGUUGAUUUCAUCAUCACAGAUACAAGACAAUUUGCACAGUACAGCAAUUUUAAAGUUGACAACGAAGCGGCCAAGUACAGGAUGAGCUUUUCAUCAUAUUGGGGAAACUUUGCAGACAGUUUAAGCUAUCAUAAUGGGAUGAUGUUCUCCACGAUAGACAGCGAUAACGACGUCCAUACUGAGAACUGUGCCCAGUUAUACAAGGGGGGCUGGUGGUAUAGAAAUUGUUACCAAACAAAUCUAAAUGGUGUAUGGAAUGACGUUUCCAUUAAGGGUAUUCAUUGGGAUAGAUAUGUCAAGUUUGUUGAGAUGAAAUUACGCUCCCUAUAAGUAGAAAAGAAAAAUUAUUCAGUGCUAAUAGUUUGGACAAUAUUAUGUACACUAUUUUCUUAAAUAUUUGCUAGACUAUUUGUUUAAAAUAUUUUAAAAUGUUGCACUGUUAUGUUUCGUAAUUUAAAAAUACAUUUUUAUGCAUAUUUUAAAUAAGUACUGUUUGCUGUUACUGUUACUGUUCAGGAAUAUUUCAGUAAGUUAAAUUAGCGCUGGGUGCAUUAAAGUGUUGUAUUCAAUAAAUU
Molecule: messenger RNA, 1735 nt
Organism: Physella acuta
Lineage: Eukaryota; Metazoa; Mollusca; Gastropoda; Physidae
Product: fibrinogen beta chain-like
Source: RefSeq, a predicted model, not a curated record